Rhodofomes roseus is the source of this 453-nucleotide messenger RNA. RefSeq lists its product as uncharacterized. NCBI's taxonomy places the organism in Eukaryota, Fungi, Basidiomycota, Agaricomycetes, Polyporales, Fomitopsidaceae. The record is from RefSeq and is a predicted model, not a curated record. The coding region runs from base 1 to 453 and encodes 150 amino acids. The transcript has 3 exons.
AUGCCACCGCGCACAAUUCAGUUGCUGGUGUACAACAGUCGCCUCUUCAACGCGCACUGGUCGAUCUUCGUACCGCGCGCGAACGACCCCAACAUUGGCUCUGUCGUCGGCGGGUUCGCUCUCGAAUUCGUCAGGAACUACGACAUCACAACUGACAGCCGUCCAAUACAACGCAUCGACCUCGCCACUGUGCCGGAAGAACACGUCAAGGACACCGAUGGCGAUGAAGAGGUCAUCGAUGGGAACGCAAACCCGAUUGAUCGCCUCGAGGAGGUCAUUGUUACUGUGCCUGUUCCGGGACCGAGCUUGAGGCCGAACACGGCUGCUCCUGAUAAACGAAUUGAAAUGCGUGGUUGCCAAUGGUGGACGAAGCAGGCUAUUGCCGCACUCAUAGCAGCUGGUUUGUUUAACGAGGAGGCGCAGACUGUGGCGGAUAACGCGCCUGUGCAAUGA